AUUUACCGCUACAAGGUCAUGUUAUUUAAUUUUUAUAUCUGCCUGACUGCAAAUGCCUAUUCUCAUAUCACCAGUUCCUGAUGCAUGAAUUAUUAAAUCCCUUGAGAGCUAACUUUGUUUUAACCAUCUAAUUCGGAAGUUCCAGAAGUUAGUAUAUAAAUUCGUCAGCUGUUUGCAUAGUCUUCAUUACUGUAUUCGAAAAUAUUUGGAAAAUGCAAAUAUUCGUAAAGACGUUGACAGGAAAGACGAUUACGUUGGAGGUUGAGCCUAGUGAUACUAUUGAGAAUGUGAAGGCGAAGAUUCAAGACAAAGAAGGUAUUCCUCCUGACCAACAACGUUUGAUAUUCGCUGGUAAGCAGUUGGAAGAUGGACGUACUCUGUCUGACUACAACAUCCAGAAAGAGUCGACUCUGCAUCUUGUCCUUCGUCUACGUGGUGGAAUGCAAAUCUUUGUGAAGACGUUGACUGGUAAGACGAUCACGUUGGAGGUUGAGCCUAGUGAUACUAUUGAGAAUGUGAAGGCGAAGAUUCAAGACAAAGAAGGUAUUCCUCCUGACCAACAACGUUUGAUAUUUGCUGGUAAGCAGUUGGAAGAUGGACGUACUCUGUCUGACUACAACAUCCAGAAAGAGUCGACUCUGCAUCUUGUCCUUCGUCUACGUGGUGGAAUGCAAAUCUUUGUGAAGACGUUGACUGGUAAGACGAUCACGUUGGAGGUUGAGCCUAGUGAUACUAUUGAGAAUGUGAAGGCGAAGAUUCAAGACAAAGAAGGUAUUCCUCCUGACCAACAACGUUUGAUAUUCGCUGGUAAGCAGUUGGAAGAUGGACGUACUCUGUCUGACUACAACAUCCAGAAAGAGUCAACCUUACAUCUUGUUCUGCGCCUACGUGGAGGCAUGUGAUUUCUGUUAAAGUAAAAUUAAAAAAUAAAUUUUAGUUUGAUUUUAUUUCUAAACGUAGUUCUGUUUUCGCGAGCUGCGAAUGAUGUUGGUCUGUUGUGUCGUACUAGGUAGUGCGUUUUAACAGUGUGAUACGGUCGAUGGAUAUUCGAGCUUGGUUAGAUUUCAGCUAAGUCAUUCAUGGUUUAAUGUUGUAGGACGAGUUGUUUGGACACAAUGUGUUUGAUGACAUAGGCAUUAGGAGUUGUAUGGUAUUGAGUAAGGAUACGCGUUUUGAAAUUUGUAGGAAAGUAACCGCAAAUAAAGUGAU
Molecule: messenger RNA, 1209 nt
Organism: Schistosoma curassoni
Lineage: Eukaryota; Metazoa; Platyhelminthes; Trematoda; Strigeidida; Schistosomatidae
Source: the annotation of a GenBank genome assembly